This is a messenger RNA of Polychytrium aggregatum, 3152 nucleotides long. Its product is annotated as WD40-repeat-containing domain protein. The record is from RefSeq and is a predicted model, not a curated record. Gene Ontology annotation, molecular function: protein binding. NCBI's taxonomy places the organism in Eukaryota, Fungi, Chytridiomycota, Chytridiomycetes, Polychytriales. The transcript is spliced from 19 exons. The coding region runs from base 347 to 2974 and encodes 875 amino acids.
GGGGGCGCAUGGUCAUGUUCAUGGCGAGCCCGAGAUCCAUCCGAGAUGCAUCCAAGCAGCAGCGGGACACACCACUUCCUUCAAGUGCCCUGUUCGAAAUAGGUUCUGCAACUUGGAGCAGGAUCCACCGCUUCAUUUUCGAGCGGUCGAAUCAGCCGCAUUCCUACUUCAUGCCAAUCAGCCGCGAUCAAUCGAUCUGGCGGUGUCGCUGCGGGGCAUCCCUUGCCUUAAGAAUCUACCUUCCUCGCCCCUUCGAUCUGCUCGGCCUCUGUCUCUUUGGUUUCUGCCUGGAGCCUCGACUUCGUUCCCUACGCGAUUGCAUCAUCAACGACAGUGUCCAGCCAAGAUGGCAAUGGAAUAUAAACAUACCAUUGUGGAUGCCCACCCUAAGCCGAUUCUCUGCGUCCAGUUCAAUCCCUUCCGGCGCGAAAUCUAUACGGGCGGGGAGGAUGCCAUGAUUCGUGUCUGGGAAUGCGAGUCCGGCAAGCUUCUCAACUGCUUCUCGGAGCACACUGGCUGGAUCUCCUCGCUGCUCUACUGCAAGGAGCUCAAAACGCUUUUCUCGUGCUCGAUCGACGGCUUGAUCAUUGCCUGGGGAUGGAGCCCCAGCGGCAGCGGCAAGGUGUUGCAAAAAAUAGCGACGGGCUCGCCAGUGUUCUCGUUGGCAUACAACGCCCGUCGACAGCAGCUUCUUGUCGGCUGCACCAAGCGAGUGCGCAUUUUCCGCGUGAUCCAAAACGACGAUAUGCACUCGACCUCGGACGUUCUUGAUCCCAAAUCCGUAUCGUGCACGGAGCACACGGACAUUGUCAGCUGCAUUGUGUCGUGCGAAGGUCGCUUCUAUUCGGCCGGGUACGAUCGCAAAAUCGUCAUUUAUGACAUACCCCACCACGGCGAUCUCAAAAUCAACGUCUCACAUUCCAUCUGCAAUGCCCACGAUGCCGCCAUCUCAUGCAUGGUGUAUGGGAAAGACGCCGAUAACAGCUGGCUCAUCACUGGCGCCUUUGACAAGAUUGUCAAACUCUGGUCGCUCGACGGAAAUCUGCUGCAAAAGUUUGACGGCUUCAGCGACACCAUCAACUCAGUCUGCUAUGUGAUUCCGACACAAACCUUGUGGAUCACUGCCAGCUCGUCCUGUCCCGUAGUCUUUGAUCCCCGCAGUGGCAUCAAUGUCUCCGACUUUGUCUCCACAGACAACGAGCUCUUUCACCAGCACAAUGGAGCAUUUUUCUUCAGACAGCUUCUCUUCGUUCCGGAGAUUAACGAAGUCAUUGGGCUCUCGAACCGCCGAUCGGUAACGACAUGGAAAUACAAUCCCGUGGCAUCCGUGACGGUUCUCUCGGGACACACCGAUGUUGUGGAGUGCCUUGCGCUCACGACCAAGGAGCCCCUUCUGAUUUUCAGUGGCGGCGGCGACGGUGUCAUCCGAAAAUGGGAGCGACUGCAGCUGAACUCAUUCAUGUACAGCCAAGAGACCUUGGCGCUUCCAAAGGAAGAGAAGCCAGACGAAGAGGUGUUUCACAACCACAUAUCCAAGGAUCCGGAAGAACGACGAAAGAAGCAAGCCGCUCUACACAAACGGGUGACAAAGAGCCUGAGCUCAUGGAAGCGAGUCAUGCAGGAGGAUUUGGAAGGGCACAAAUCGCAAGUGGAGCUGAUGGCCCGGAGCACCGUCAAGGAGUGGAGACGCAAGCACAUCAUGAUGAACGAGCGACAGUCCACCUCCAGCGACGAGGCUGAGAAGAAGAGCAUCGCACAGAAAAAGAAGGCGGAGAUCGCCAAAGAUUUGACCAAGCCGGCCAAAUCCGGGGUGCUGUCGCUCUUCUACUACGAAGACCUGGACUAUCUCAUCUCUGGAUACGAAGACAGCCGCAUCCAUAUCUGGGGAUACAACAUCGAAUCAAUGAAGUUCACCGCUGAAAUGCAGGCUGCCGCCGAUUUCGGCAACGGCGAGGGCCUCGAGUCGGGAAUCACGGGCGAGAGCGUCACCAAUCGAGUGGCUGGAAUGUCGCUGAAGCACACGCUGCAGAAUCACAAAGACGGAGUUUCAUGUCUGACAUGCUUCAAUCUGGAAGGCCGACACUGGAUGGUUAGCAGCGGCUGGGACCGCCGGAUCUGCAUCUGGGAUCUCAGGACUGUCAGGCUGCACGACGUGUUUCGCCACGGGUCCUCGAGCGGUCUGGCCAGUGGCAAGGAUGAAUAUGCGGCCGAUGGAAUCAUUCUCGAUAUUGAAUACGCUCCAGAGCUCAACGAAAUCGGAUACGCCAGUGCAGACAAGAUGGCCUACAUUCGGAAGUUCUCGCCAAAGGGGGAUGAGAUGAAGCUCCAGUGUGUGCUGCAGGGCCACGAGGCCGAAGUGACUCGGAUUCGAUGGAACGAAAAGUUUGAACAGUGGGUCACUGGGUCCGAAGACCGCACCGUUCGAAUAUGGCCCAAGGAAGGCAUUCCAUGCUUGAGGGUGGUCAACAACGACGGCCCGUUGACGGCGCUUUCGAUCGAUCUCUUCAACGGCUGCAUCAUCACGGGAUCACAAGAUCGAGCGAUACGGGUGUUUGAUCCGUCGCUGAAAGAAUGCAGUAUGGUCCAAAAGAACGUUGGACACACAGACGAAAUCAAAGCAAUCUUGCACAUCCCCGGACGCAACCAGUAUGUCUCGGCCGCAUGGGAUAACACCUUGAGAAUCUGGAACGCCUAUCUGAAGAAAGGACAACGCCGUGUGUCGACAAAGUCAUCGGGCGACUACCAUGCUAUGGGCUUCUUUGACGAGAUUGACGAGGCUCAAUCGGCGGAAGCGACUGCUGCAGCUGCGGCUUCAAAACCAGCAAACUCCAAGGACCAAGUCGAGCUGCCAAAGAAACUGGACGUUGCAACCGAAAAAUCGUUCGAGCAAACACAGCUUGAGGAUGAGCUUCGCCAAACCCUGAACGAUCUGGAGACAGCCAUAAUGAAUCCAUCGGGCCCCAAGAAACCAUAGCCGUGAUGCACAUCUUUGGUGCAUCGAUGGUGCAUGUUUGGCACCGACACACCAAUCUGGCGGUGUUCCCACAGCGAUCGAGCCGAUUACAGCGUUUCCAAAAUGAAAUGAGACACCUCCGUUUUUAACCAGGACAGUGUUUUUUCUGGAACCUGAAUACACACACCCACUCAUCGCA